GGUGCGAUGGAGAGGCGCGGCCGCGGAGGGGGCGGUGCCCCCGGUACCGGCGGCGGGGGCGGUGGGGGCGGUAGCCAGCCGCCCGGCACGCCCAAGCGGGAGCGCAGGCCCAGCAUGUUCGAGAAGGAGUCCUAUGCACAGAUUUUAAGAGAGAGACUGAGAGAAUCAAUCCAUGAUGUCCAGUAUGUAGAGCCUCCCUUUGAUGACUCGAUCGCAGAUAUCGGUAAAGAGUGGAAGAGUGCCCUGGCCAAACUGAAGUUUGCCAAUUCAUAUAGGAUGGAGCCAAUGAAGAAAUUCCAAGCGCAUCCAGUAGAAACGAAAGUCCAGCAGAUUUUAACGCAAAGUCUUAAAGAUGUCAAAUAUGAUGAUAGAAUCUUCUCCUACUUGUCACUUGAAUUAGCAGACCGUAUAUUGUCAGCUGUCAAAGAAUUUGGGUACCACCGUUAUAAGUUCAUUAUAAAAGUAUUAUUUAUUCAAAAGACUGGUCAAGCAAUAAAUAUUGCCAGCAGAUGGAUCUGGGAUGUUGCGUGGGACAGCUGGGUUGCAGCUAAACAUGAAACGGAAAGUUACGUGGCGUUGGCCUUGGUGUUUGCUCUUUAUUGCGAAUAACUCCUUCCAUAUACAAAAGAGAGUUGGAGUCUCCACUUUUCCAAGAUGCCUGGAAGUUAGAGAUUUGUGAACCUCACAGUAGUGUUGAUUAGCUAUAUUUAUUCUCUCCCAGUGAAAGCUCUUAUUUGUGUUAUUUUAACAACGGGCAACAACUGCUUUUAUGUUUGUACUUACUAGUUGUUAUAUUUGUUAAGAUUCUACUCCCCCAAAGUGCGUGAUUGCUUAUAGCAGAUUAUAGAAUGUUAAGUUAUUUAUCUCUAUUGUUAGAUUUUAGACAAUUAAAAUGUGCCACAAGAAGUUA
Molecule: messenger RNA, 910 nt
Organism: Erinaceus europaeus (western European hedgehog)
Lineage: Eukaryota; Metazoa; Chordata; Mammalia; Eulipotyphla; Erinaceidae
Gene: DYNLT2
Product: dynein light chain Tctex-type 2
Exons: 4
Coding region: 7-609 (200 amino acids)
Biological process (GO): microtubule-based movement
Cellular component (GO): cytoplasmic dynein complex; cytoplasm
Molecular function (GO): dynein intermediate chain binding
Source: RefSeq, a predicted model, not a curated record